CGUGGAGCUCUUUACCAAUCAGUACCAACCAAAUCCAGAAGCCAUUACUGCUCCGAGCUCGACAAUUUCCAGAGCCGUUUUCUUUCAUUUGUCCUUUUACGUUUCCAGAACUCAGCCAAAAUCUUCUUACAGUUCAGUAGAGAGAAAUCGGGUAUCUGGGUUUCUUCCGAAGAGAAUCGGAGAAGACAGCAAUGGCGCGCCGGGGAAUGAUGCUGCCUUCUUUGCUGUUGCUGCUCACCUUCUUGGCCAUGGAUCUUGUGCCCCCGAGCCACGCUAUCUGGCUCAACCUUCCUUCUUCAGGAACCAAGUGCGUCUCUGAGGAAAUCCAAAGCAACGUCGUUGUUUUGGCUGAUUACGUUGUCAUCUCUGAGAAUUACACCCAUUCGCCCACCAUUUCCGUCAAGGUGACAUCACCAUAUGGAAACAAUCUCCACCAAAAGGAGAAACAAACAAGUGGGCAGUUUGCAUUCACUACAGCAGAGGGUGGCAACCAUCUGGCGUGCUUUUGGAUUGAUGGCAAUCAUGAGGGUGGUGGAGAUGUAAGCCUAAAUCUUGACUGGAGAACUGGAAUUUCAGCAAAGGAUUGGGAAUCAGUAGCAAGAAAGGAAAAGAUUGAGGGUGUCGAGCUUGAGCUCCGAAAACUCGAAGGGGCAGUGGAGGCCAUUCACGAGAAUUUACUGUAUCUGAAGAGCAGAGAAGCAGACAUGAGGAUGGUGAGUGAAAAAACAAAUGGAAGAGUGGCGUGGUUCAGCAUAAUGUCUUUGGGUGUUUGUAUUUUGGCUUCAGCACUUCAACUGUGGUACUUGAAGCGAUUCUUCCAGAAAAAGAAGCUCAUUUAAAAGCAGUAAUCUUCUUCUCUAGUUUAGCGCAUUUCUUUUCUUACACCAAGUAUAAAGGCAUGGUACUAAAUUGUAGACUAUAAGUAUAAACCGUCUAAAACAAUUCAUCACAGAAAUGUUUAAUCAUCAUGGAUUCUCUUUUAAAUUCAUUA
Molecule: messenger RNA, 991 nt
Organism: Momordica charantia (bitter melon)
Lineage: Eukaryota; Viridiplantae; Streptophyta; Magnoliopsida; Cucurbitales; Cucurbitaceae
Product: transmembrane emp24 domain-containing protein p24delta3
Source: RefSeq, a predicted model, not a curated record